AUGUCUUACGGUGGUAAUCAAGGUUAUGGGCAAGGGUAUGCCCCUCCAACUCAAGGCUAUGGACCUCCAGGUGGCCAACCAGGACAACCUCCGAGUCAGGGCUACGGAGCCCCACCGCCAAACCAAGGCUAUGGCCCACCCAGUGGCCAUCCGGGACAACAAGGCUACGGACCUCCCAGUGGCCAACCACCAAGCCAGGGCUAUGGAGGACCACCGGCCGGGCAACCACCCAGCCAGGGCUAUGGAGGACCACCGGCCGGGCAACCACCCAGCCAGGGCUAUGGAGGACCGCCGAGCGGGCAACCUCCGAAUCAAUAUUCUGGCGGCCCUGGCGGCCAUCAUUCUCAUGGACCCCCACCCGGCGGACCCCCACCGGGCAACCCACAACCCUCCGGUGGCUCCUUCAGACCACGACCUCCCACCGUCAGGAUCGACCCCCAGUUACGUCAAUGGUUCGCGGCCGUUGAUAGCGAUAACAGCGGGAACAUCACCGCGCUCGAGUUGCAACAGGCCUUGGUGAAUGGCGAUUGGACCGCCUUCGAUUUAGAUACUGUGAAAAUGUUGAUGAACAUUUUCGAUACUGAUCGAAGCGGAACGAUCGGAUUUGACGAGUUUGCUGGACUAUGGAAAUACAUCAAAGAUUGGCAAGGUGUUUUCAAACAUUUCGAUGCCGAUCGGUCGGGCACGAUCGCCGGCGAUGAACUCCGCAACGCACUCGAUCAAAUCGCUUUGUCCGAUGGUAUGUUAAUCCAUCUCACUUAG
Puccinia graminis f. sp. tritici CRL 75-36-700-3 is the source of this 762-nucleotide messenger RNA. RefSeq lists its product as uncharacterized. The transcript has 5 exons. Gene Ontology annotation, molecular function: calcium ion binding. Lineage: Eukaryota; Fungi; Basidiomycota; Pucciniomycetes; Pucciniales; Pucciniaceae. The coding region runs from base 1 to 762 and encodes 253 amino acids. The record is from RefSeq and is a predicted model, not a curated record.